AUGGCUUCCAAUUCUGUGAGUUUUACAUAAUCCUCUAUUCAUUUCCUCUGUUUUGCAGACUGUUUCCACAAAUCCAAUGACUCAUAACUACGAUUUCAAUCUCUGGAAUGGUACUGAAGACUCUGUCAGUUUUCAUUCGAUACUUUUUGCUUGUUACACUUUUUCAGAUGUCUCAGCAAACCCCCAACAUGAAACCACCACCAAAACGGAGCAAUCGCCCAACGAAACGGACUACCUUCACGCCUGAGCAGGUGAUAACCAACUCAACCGUUUCAAUUAUUCUAAACCAACUUUUUCUUGUCUGAAGGUCACACUGCUGGAAUUGGAGUUUGCGAAAAACGAGUACAUCUGCAAAGAUCGCAGAGGAGAGUUGGCGCAGAUCAUUGAUCUGACUGAGUGUCAGGUGAAGACGUGGUUCCAGAACCGCCGGACCAAGAAGAGAAGGUAUUGGUGUGAAAGUGCAAGAAUCAGUGGGUAACUUGUUCGAUUCCCAGAUGCAAUUCUCCGCUUCGCAAGGGAAUCACAAUCAAAACCUCCGAUCGCACUCCGUCCCCGUACUUGCCUCCUGCUCCAGCCGUCCCGAACCUUCACGCGCUUUUCACGGGAUGGCCGACUCAAUUCACUUACCCACUUCCGGCAGACCAACAAAACAAAACCACAUAA
Caenorhabditis sp. 36 PRJEB53466 is the source of this 663-nucleotide messenger RNA. The record is from the annotation of a GenBank genome assembly. Lineage: Eukaryota; Metazoa; Nematoda; Chromadorea; Rhabditida; Rhabditidae.